Dacryopinax primogenitus is the source of this 1062-nucleotide messenger RNA. Its product is annotated as fructose-bisphosphatase. The record is from RefSeq and is a predicted model, not a curated record. Gene Ontology annotation, biological process: sucrose biosynthetic process; fructose 1,6-bisphosphate metabolic process; gluconeogenesis. NCBI's taxonomy places the organism in Eukaryota, Fungi, Basidiomycota, Dacrymycetes, Dacrymycetales, Dacrymycetaceae. The coding region runs from base 1 to 1062 and encodes 353 amino acids. Gene Ontology annotation, molecular function: fructose 1,6-bisphosphate 1-phosphatase activity. Gene Ontology annotation, cellular component: cytosol; cytoplasm. The transcript is spliced from 5 exons.
AUGGCUGAUGCUACAGUGACCAACCCCGACGAGAUGCCAAGCACCGACCUCAUCACCCUCACUAGACAUGUCCUUGCCGAGCAGUUUCGUUUGGGCUCCACUGCAACGGGUGACUUGACAUCACUCCUUAUCGCUAUCCAGGUCACCUCCAAGUUCAUCGCCAACAACGUCAGGAAGGCACGAUUGAUCAACCUCAUCGGUCUAGCUGGUGAUACCAAUGUUCAAGGCGAAGAACAGAAAAAGCUCGACGUCCUCUCAAAUGACAUCAUGGUAAACGCCCUCCGUGCUUCUGGAAAGACCGCUGUGCUUGUCUCUGAGGAACUCGAUGAUCCGGUCAUCAUUUCGGACCACCGACUGAAGGGGAAAUAUUGUGUUGUCUUCGACCCUCUGGAUGGAAGCAGUAAUAUUGACGCUGGUGUGAACAUCGGCACUAUUUUCGGGAUCUAUAAGGUGAGGGACGGCAGCACUGGCACGGUGGAGGAUGUCCUCCGUCCUGGAAGGGAAAUGGUGGCUGCAGGCUACACCAUGUACGGUUCAUCCGCCAACCUUGUUCUCUCUACUGGUCACGGCGUAAAUGGUUACACUCUUGACAAUGCCCUGGGAGAGUUCAUCCUAACCCAUCCCGACAUCAAAAUUCCGUCCCGUGGAAAGAUCUACUCCUUCAACGAGGGCAACUCCUGCUUCUUCUAUCCCCCAGUCGUGAACUACCUUCACUCCAUCAAAUUCCCCGCAAACAACAAACCAUACUCGGCCCGUUACAUCGGUUCUAUGGUGGCUGAUGUGCACCGAACGUUGCUGUAUGGUGGUAUCUUUGGCUAUCCAGAUGAUAAGAAGAGCAAGAAAGGCAAGUUGCGGUUGCUGUACGAGGCCUAUCCCAUGGCGUUCUUGACGGAGCAAGCUGGCGGUCUCGCAACCACUGGCCGGAUGCGGGUUCUGGACGUCGAGCCGACGAGCAUCCAUGACCGCACACCGAUCUUCCUUGGCAGCAAGGAGGACGUACAGGACGUGCUCAAGUUCUACGAGGAGUAUGACAAAUCGCAAGUGAACGGAAAGACUGCGUAG